AGGAAGGGCCUGCUGGCAGGUGGAGCGGUGGGCCUGGGCGUGGGUCUGUUCCUGGCGGCGCGGCUGACGAUGGGCGGUCCCUCAUUUGCGGCGCUGGAGGCCGACGCUGUUCCUCUGGACCAGGCCCUGGCAAAUGGGCGGCCCACCGUGCUGGAGUUCUAUGCCGACUGGUGUGAGGUGUGCCGCGAGCUGCUGCCCGCGACGUACGAGGCGCAGCAGGCAUACAAGGGGCAGCUCAACUUUGUCGCUCUCAAUGUGGAGAAUGCCAAGUGGGCACCCGAGCUGCUGGAGUACAACGUCAAGGGCAUCCCAGAGUUUGUGUUCCUGGAUGGCAGCGGCAAGCCCGUGGCGGCGGCGGUGGGCAAGCUGCCCAGGGAGGUGCUGGCCGGCAACACGAGGGCGCUGGCGGAGGGCGCGCCGCUGCCGUAUGCACGC
Molecule: messenger RNA, 435 nt
Organism: Chlorella variabilis
Lineage: Eukaryota; Viridiplantae; Chlorophyta; Trebouxiophyceae; Chlorellales; Chlorellaceae
Exons: 3
Biological process (GO): cytochrome b6f complex assembly
Cellular component (GO): chloroplast thylakoid membrane
Source: RefSeq, a predicted model, not a curated record